AUGUCGCGGAGCGCCCACGACGCGUUGACGCCGGCCGUCCCUAAGGCCGACGCGCCGCUUCCUCCGGAGCCGUCCGCGGAGGCGGUCAGGACCCGCGUGCGGGCCGUGGCACGGUUUCUACGGCGCGUGCUGCCGCUAUGCCAGGCCCACACAGUGGAGUUUUUCACGCGGGGUCUGUGGGAGGAGGUGGCGGCGCUUCCUCCGGAGGCCGUGUUGCGCGAGCUGAGCGGCGAGAGGCUUCGGCGACUCCUGGGAGAGCCGCCUCCACAGCGCCCUCUGGAGGAGGCCGCCGAUGGCUGUGAUUUUUCCAACAUUUUCUGUGAACAUUCUCAGAAGUUGAUCAAUGUGCGGGCUUUUGCUCUGGCUGCCAAGUAUUACUCCAUGCCAAAUCUUGGAGUGUGUACCUUUUUAGAAGAGAUGCUUAAAGCAUUCAAUAGCCAACAGCAGCCAAGAUCUGACGUAGAAAUGAAAACAGAUAACUUCAUGAAUAAUAAGAAGUCACAUGAAGUACAGUUGAUGUCCGCGCUGGUGGAUGGCAUUGCAAAGUAUAAUGGCUUAAAUCAGGUGAUUGACCUGGGCUCUGGAAAAGGCUACCUGAGCUCCUUCUUGUCAUUGCAGUAUAAUCUGAAAGUUUAUGGAAUUGAUUCUUCAAAUACAAACACCCAUGGAGCUAAUGAAAGAAACAGGAAAUUGAAGAAACACUGGAGAGCCUAUCAAAGUCAGGCAAGAGCAAAUGUCAGAGGCCAAGUGUUGGAAAAGGAAAAAGAAAGACCAGAGCAAGAUAAAGAGAAAUGUAAAGCAAAUAUCAGUGAAAAGCUCUUAAGUACUAAUAACAGUCUUCAGAGUCAGGCCCAGGUGGCUCCUCCAGAUUCUAUUCUUUUUGAAACAGCUAAUAUUUUCACAGACUCCAAUACGUCUGUUACUAGCAAACAAUAUAUACUUCCCUCUGGGGCUCAGGUUCAGCUCAAUGAGAACAACAUUUCAGAAAAUGCAUUUCUAAAUAUUUUGCCUGCUGAUGCUGUGGAAACGGACUGUUUGCCCAAAAGUAAUUGCCGGGAGCUCUGUGAAGAGGAGAAAGAACGAAGGAAAAUGGCGUCUCUUAAAGCCAAAGCAAGCAGAUCAAAAGAAGCUAACAUAUAUUCUCCAUUAACAUCCUAUAUCACUGCAGAAACAGAGCUAAGUGAUCUUGUUACAGAUCUGGAGGACUGCGUAAUGGUGGGUCUGCACACAUGUGGUGAUCUCGCCCCAAGCACUCUCCAGAUUUUUGUUGCCAAACCUGAGAUAAAGGCAGUUUGCAGUGUGGGCUGCUGCUACCAUCUGCUGUCAGAGGAACAUGAAACAGAGAAAGGUGACAUUCAAGGAACCUGGGGUUUUCCCAUGUGCCAGUAUUUAAAGGAAGAGACUUGCUUCUGUGGUCGUAAUGCCAGAAUGGCAGCCUGUUUGGCUCUGGAACGAGUUGCAGUGGGCCAAGUGCUGCCUACAGAAUCACUGUUUUAUCGAGCUGUCCUACAAGUUAUUAUUGAAGAAUUUUAUGGAGUCAACAGAAGUGACCGAAACAUUGGAAAAGUAUUUUCUAAAUCAUCUUCCUUCCUUGAUUAUGUUCGAAAAUCCUUAAAAAAGCUUGAACUUGAUGAGUCAAAGAUUUCAGACUGCCUCAUAAUGGAGUACUUUGAAAAAUACAAGCACAGAAUGAAUGAGCUGGAAGCUUUUAAUAUGUUGAAAGUUGUUCUGGGACCUUGUAUAGAGACGUUGAUACUGCUAGAUCGUCUGUGCUAUCUCAAAGAACAGGACAACCUUGCCUGGUCUGGACUGGUGAAGUUAUUUGAUCCCAUAAAAUCCCCCAGAUGCUAUGCAGUUGUGGCUAUGAAGAAACAGACAUUUCACACACAACCAAAUUGCUAGCAAAACUCUGAACUGAUGCUGCUGCUCUUUUUUU
Molecule: messenger RNA, 1936 nt
Organism: Euleptes europaea (tarantolino)
Lineage: Eukaryota; Metazoa; Chordata; Lepidosauria; Squamata; Sphaerodactylidae
Gene: METTL25
Product: methyltransferase like 25
Exons: 12
Coding region: 1-1902 (633 amino acids)
Source: RefSeq, a predicted model, not a curated record